Diprion similis is the source of this 1874-nucleotide messenger RNA. RefSeq lists its product as uncharacterized. NCBI's taxonomy places the organism in Eukaryota, Metazoa, Arthropoda, Insecta, Hymenoptera, Diprionidae. The coding region runs from base 33 to 1784 and encodes 583 amino acids. The transcript has 4 exons. The record is from RefSeq and is a predicted model, not a curated record.
AUACAUCGUAUAUUUCAUUUCCAGAAGUCAAAAUGCAGUCUUGUGUGUACAGGAAAUUAUGCUACUGUCUUGUGAAUAAGAACAACAAAAUUUCAAUAAGUUUGUAUCAUGCAUCGAAACGACCGAUUGAGAAUUAUGAAGAAGUUCGUCCUGAAGUAACAAGCUUAUAUAACACGUUUUUUAAUUAUCUUCAAGUAAACAUUGUGUCAAAAUCAAAUUUGAAAGAGUACAUAACGGAUUUGAAUAUAACAACAUUGGAACAAAAAAAUUUUUUAGUUAAUAAAUUGAGAAAGAUUCACCUUACACCGCUCGAUGACAUCAAACAAAGCCCACCUAAUACCUCGGUUACUCAAACUCUGUCGAAAUUGCUUCCCAUACUAAACGCCAUGGACAAACUGUAUGAGCAACCUAACACCCGCCAAUUUCUGCUUUUGCUCAAUGAAGUGGACAAAAAAUGUCAUUGUAUUAUGAAGGAUUUGUCUUUUGAUGAAACUCUAAUCCUUUUGAAUGAACUCGCGCAAAUCGUACCCACCAGAGUGAUGUCGCUGGACUUUUAUUUGGAAUCGAUGACAAUACUGCGAUUGCGCCUGUCGAAAAAUGAGCAAAGCUCCCUUCAAAUUAUGAACUUGUUGUAUCUCAUGAGCCUGAGAAAGACGACGGCAUUAUUGGACAUUCAAUAUACGUUGAAGUAUCUCUCGGACUUUGAAAAAUUCUCUAUAAUAGAACAAUGCAUCGUAUCAAUAGCUGCCUUUAAAUGCGGAGUUCAACUUAAACGAGAAAUCAUUCAGGUCAUAGAAAGAACAGUACAAAAGAAUGUUGACAAAUUGCUAAAAGAACAAGUACUGUUUGUGCCCCUGUUAAAGGCUAUGCGGCACGCAGGUCCAUCAAAGGAAUUUUCCUUGAAUCAUUUAAGUGAAAGAAUCCUCAAGCAUAAGGAAACAUACAAAAUCACAUUAGCAGCUCCAAUUUUGGCGCUAUAUGCAGAAAUGCUACAGGAUGAGCACAAGGCGAUAAAGCGACUAGCCGGAAAUGCUCUGUCACAAAUAUGGAAAAGCGGGUCAAUAUCAGAUUCUAAUGUCACAGCCACCAAUCAGAUCAGAGUAAAAGAUGUUGAUAGAUUACUGUGGGCCCUCAGCACUUUGAACCAUAGAUUAACCCACAAUGAACUCUCGAAUGUGGAGAAAUUUUUGUCAGAUAAUUUAGACGCAUUUUUAAGGAAUCCCAAAGCACUUUGCAACUCAGUUGUGGCCCUCUGGAUACUGGGAUUCGAAUGUCGUGAGAUCAUAGAAUACUGCUUUCGCAAUCAGAUUUUCCACCCGCUACUCCAAGACUCUUUGAAUGAUUCUACGAGACUGGGCGUGCUAUUGGAAUGCGUGAAAAUUGAGGCACCCACGAUAAUAAUUCCAUCGAACCUCAUCUUGAACACAGAAAAGAAACCAUUGUUGAACGAAUACAGCGAGCUUGAAUGCAUCAGUAACGUAUUGCAGUGUUGCGAAAGUCAAUUGGAAUUGAGUGAGACUAAUGUUACCUGCCCGGUUAAUGGGAUACGAAUAUAUGGGAUUAGUGCAAAGCAUAAAUCACUAGGAUGGCUUCACAUUGAUUUGUUAAACAAGUAUACGUGUUUACGUAAACCUCUUCAACCACAUGGAUUAAUGAACUUGAAACUUAGGCUAAUCAAGAGACUGGGAUACAAGUCUAUACUACUUGACUGUACCGGACCAUGGCAGGUGGAAAGGGUGGUCUCAACCAUCGGGGAAGCGAUUGAUGAACUUUUGACAAAAUAAGACAAACGAAUUGUGAUUAUAUAUUGCUAAUAAUAAAUAAUAAUAUCUAAUUCAGGGUAUAAUGAAAUCGCUUAAUUAAAAAUUAACAAU